Panonychus citri (citrus red mite) is the source of this 1234-nucleotide messenger RNA. RefSeq lists its product as uncharacterized. The record is from RefSeq and is a predicted model, not a curated record. NCBI's taxonomy places the organism in Eukaryota, Metazoa, Arthropoda, Arachnida, Trombidiformes, Tetranychidae. The coding region runs from base 179 to 1159 and encodes 326 amino acids. The transcript has 3 exons.
UAUUCUAAUUCCUUGUUCAGCUGAUUUCUCUUGCCUCAGGAAAACAUUAAGCUCUAAUUUGAAAGAAAAUGAGGAAUGGAAGAAGCUUAAGAAAAUUAUCAAUUUCACAUCUACAUCACCAAUCAUUUUCGAGCAGAACAUUGCCACAGAUCCUGAAGCAGAACUUGAAUAUCAUAUCAUGAGCGAAGAUGACAUUAAGAAUCUAUUCACGACUCCACCAAAAUCUGUUACAAUAAUUGAGCGAAUUGAUGAUGGAAAAGCUGUUUCAGAAAAUUCUCAAAAUCAUCAAACUGUUGAGAAAACUGUUGAGCUGGAUACUAAUUUACCAGUAUCACAAAAUGUUGCUGAUAAUGACGAUCUUUCUAAAAAAGAAAUGAAUAUUCAUGAAAAACGAAAACUGAUGGAGGAAAAUAUUCAUGACCAGCUUGACGAGUUGAAGAGAAAAAAGAUUGUUCUUCCUGAAUUUGAUGCAACAGGAUUAGUUCUGAGAAAGGUCAUUGAUACAAUGAGUUCUAUGUAUGAUUUCGUGUGUGAAAAAUACAACGUAAUUCAAUCCAGUUUGUAUGAAAUUCCAAUAGAGGAUAAGACUUAUAAGAACGAAGAAAAAAACCAGAUUUUUCUUGAAGGGAUUCUGGAACUUCCUUUAGACAAAUAUGCAAAAGCCAUGAAAUUUGCAAAGCCAAAAAAUCCCAAAUCAUUGGCUUAUCAGUUGGUGAAGCUGACCUUUCCAAAGAUAUAUUAUGAGAAUGUGUCACUCGGGAAAAAAUAUUAUUCUCAUGAAGAAUUGAAUUCAUUCAAAUCCUCGUUCAUGGAUGAUAAGAAUUGUGGAAAGUUUCCUUUAGCAUUUGUUCUUGGUUUCAAAAAUCCACUUUUGAAUCCAUUUGAUGGAGAUUUUGAUCCUAAAUUGGGCCAAAAACGAGUUGAAAUUUUUCUAGAUCACAUUUUCCGUAAAUCUGGAUAUAAAAAAUAUUCUGAUGAAGAUCUUAGUCAAGUUCGACAAAGAAUCAUGAGAAUAUUAGGAUUUCUCAAUAAAGAAAAGAAAACAUCAAGUGGAGUGAAUGAGGUCGAAGAUGAAGAAUUCGAGAAUGAAAACGAGGAUUCAGUCCAUCAUCCAAGCUACGGAAAUUUUGAAAUAUUAGAUGAUGAGAUCUUCCAAUGAAAAAGUUCUAAUUAUACUAGAAUUGACAAUUUAUGAAUCAAUUCCCAUCAUAUUUGAAAUAAAUAAAUAAAUUGA